UCUCAUUUGACAUCAUCAACAUUGAAAUUAAAUUAAACAAGAGCAGUACGAGUUUGAUUGCGAUUUCGAUUCACCGAUUAAUUAUUGGUGAAAUUCAAAGCGCAGCAAUACCAAAAAAUAAAUAAAUAGUCCAUGCAAUUAAGAAGGACGCGAAGCGGCGCGUUUUAUUUUACAUAAACAAUGAUCAACAGUUUUAGUGUGGCAGGUACGGGCGUAAGUGCUGCGGCUGCUGCUGCGACUAAGCUACAUUUCAAUUGCAACAACAAGAACAAUAAUAACAACAACAACAGUAGUAAAAUUAUGCCAGCAGCAACAAAUGAGCACAAAAGUCACAAUUUAAUCAACAGUGCCACCACAGCAACAACAGCAGGAGCAGCAGCAACAAUAACAACAAUUACAACGACAGCUGCAGCAACAACUACCACUCCGAAGAAGUUUAAAAUAACAUACAACGAAGUUGAUACAAAGCAUUAUUUAAUGAAUUUACCACAUUAUUUAAUGGCGUAUCCACAGCACCAGCAGCAGCAACAAGAGCAGCAGCAACAAAAGCGAAACGCCGUACUCAUUUUGCCUGGCAAAGCAAAUACCUCAUCAACAAUCACCAAAGAUUCGCAGUUAAAACAUGUCAAUCUACAGUCCAACAGCAACAACAACAUGCAGCAAAAGAUUGCAACAACAACAACAGCAUUAGCCAAAAGUGUCUUAGAUGGCUGGACAAUGCCACAGCAGCAACAACAACAACAACCACAAAGAACUGAAGACCAAGAAAAUGCCUUUCGUCAAAUCGAAGAUGUGCAUAAUUAUGCCAAGCUGCAGCAUCAGCAACAGUAUCAUCACAAUCAUCACCAGCCACAACAUCCGCAUCUGCACAGUAGCAGCAGCGAUGAACUGGAAGAUGAUGAAGAGGAAGAUUUCGAUGAUGCUGAUGACGAUGAAGAUGACGGGGAGGGUGCGCGCGUGGAUCAGAUAGCGAAAGUGCAUAAGUUAAGGAAGCAAAGCCGUGUAAAUGUGCCUAAUAAUCUAAAUGAUGACGAUUCCGAGGAGCAUGUGGAAGUGGAUGUUGUAACUGUAACACCAACAUCAACUGCAGCCACGACAGUCGCAGCAGUGGCUGCAACAGCAACAGGAGCAACAACAGUAGCAGCGGCAUCAGCAGUAGAGGAACAGGAAUCGGAGCAGCAACAGUUGCCAUCAAAGGCCGAUCAAGAUAAUCUGCGACCAGCGCAUCAUGCACGUCGACCCAUGAACGCAUUUCUUAUAUUUUGUAAAAGGCAUCGCGCCAUUGUCAAGGAGCGCUACAAGUCAUUGGAAAAUCGGGCAAUUACGAAAAUACUUGGUGACUGGUGGGCCGCAUUGGAUGAGCAUGAGAAGCAGUGCUUUACCGAUCUGGCGCAACAGAAUAAAGAUGCCUUCUUCAAUGCCAAUCCUAAUUUUAAAUGGUACAAACUGCCCGCUCCGCCAUUGCGUACGCUAGCCACACGUCCCAGCAAUGCGGCAAGUGGACAUCCAAAUGAGGAGCAGCAGCAACAACAACAACAACAGCAGCAGCAGCCGCCUCUUCACUGGCAGCCCACGGAAGUAGCACACAUGUUGCGUCGCGAUCUAUUCAAGUUCGCAGAUGAGACUCAAAUGGGCGAGCUGAGCGCUUUGCUGAGCAGCAAUACGAGCAAUGUUCAGGAUAAGGAUUAUGAGCUGCAGCAGGCGCUCAGCGAAACGACGCAGUUCAUGAGCGCGCAUAUGCCCGGCAACAACAAUAAUAAUAACAACAACAAUAGCAACAUUAAUAUUAACAGUAAACGUUCAGCGGAUAGCACGAGCAAUUCGAGCGAGGAAGAGGAUCGAAGCGCAGGCAUACCCUCCAAGAAGCUGAAAUCGUCACGCAGCUGCAAGGGCAAAAUCUAUCAGGAGCUAUUCAAUUCGGGCCAACUGGCGGCUAUAGCCAAGAAGAGCAAAUGUCGUUUGAACAGCGGCGGCAGCAACAAUAGCAACAGUAACAGCAAUAGCAACAGCAUCACCGAUGGCAACAGCAACACGCCGCCUAUAUCACCAACAACUGCAGCAACAGCAGCAACAGUUACAGCUGAUGGCCAACUGUUGCAGCUGGAUGGAACAAUGCGUGGCACGUCCAACAGGCACGCCAAUUGCGAUGCCCAAGAGUUUGAUUUAGAGGAGAAGAUCAAGGAGCUGCCAGCUCUUAGCCUGGAUGCGUAUUUGCAGCGCAAGAGAAGCACCAAAAAGAAGAAGAAAUUCAGCAGCAGCAAAAAACAGCGCAACAGCAACAGUAGCAGCAACCACAGCAACAGCACACCACCAGCAGCAACAACAGCUGGCACUGCAACAGGAGCGACAGCAACAGCUGCAGCUGCAACAGUUGGCAUGGCGGCAGCAACAACAGCAGCAGCAGCAGCUGCUGCUGCUGUGGGCAGCCAGAAGAGAAAAGCUCGCAAGGAGAGCAUUACGCGUCGCGAUGUCAGCGCCAUCGAGCAGGAGGUGGCCUCCAUAUUGCCGCUGACCAUCAAUGGCUGUUAUUACUUUAAUCAAACGCGUGCCCAGCCCGCAACAACAACUGCAGCGGCAACUGUGUCAUCAGCAAUGCCAACUGUAGCAACAGCAGCAACAACAACUGUUGCCGCCUCGCCACUGUCCUCGUCUUCGUCGUCAACAUUUUCUGCUUAUGAGCAGAUCGGCUACGAUGUGACCACUACCUCAGAUCUACUCAUCCUGGCCGAAGUGGCCGCCCAUCGCACAGAGCUGACCAAAAUCAACUAGCAGCAGUAACUACUGUAGAAGCAGAGCAACAGAUGUAGCAGCAAC
Drosophila navojoa is the source of this 2814-nucleotide messenger RNA. It is a transcript of the gene waw, whose product is annotated as Translation factor waclaw. The record is from RefSeq and is a predicted model, not a curated record. NCBI's taxonomy places the organism in Eukaryota, Metazoa, Arthropoda, Insecta, Diptera, Drosophilidae. Gene Ontology annotation, biological process: positive regulation of translation. Gene Ontology annotation, molecular function: mitochondrial ribosome binding; GTP binding; GTPase activity. Gene Ontology annotation, cellular component: mitochondrion.